Messenger RNA from Salvia hispanica, 1645 nucleotides. Its product is annotated as pollen-specific LRR extensin-like protein. NCBI's taxonomy places the organism in Eukaryota, Viridiplantae, Streptophyta, Magnoliopsida, Lamiales, Lamiaceae. The record is from RefSeq and is a predicted model, not a curated record.
UCCAAAUUUCCCGAAGCAGUUAAAAAAGUGAACGUCUGAUCGUCCGGCCCUUUACUUUUUCGUUUUUUUUAAUCUCUUCUUCCAAUCACUUUGCUUUUAUCAGGGUCAAAUGCAAAAUUUGCUUUUUUGUCGCACUGCAAUUUGAUUUAAAUUUGGUUUUUUGGGGAUGUUAUGAAGUGACGGGAGUGUGUGAAACAAAUUAAUUAUUGUGAGAAAUGGGACCGGAAGGUAGCUCCGCCGCUUCGCCGUCGUCUUCUUCGCCGGCGCCACCGAGCGCUAAACGAGGCAGAGAUCCGGAAGAUGAGGUUUACAUUGAUAAUCUCAACUCUCACAAGCGGUAUCUUAGCGAGAUCAUGGCUUCAAGUUUGAAUGGGCUGACCGUUGGAGAUACAUUGUCUGACAAUCUAAUGGAUUCUCCUGUAAGGUCUGAUACGAUGAUGCCGUAUCUUAGGGAUGAAACAUCUGUACAGUAUUCACCAAUGUCUGAAGAUUCAGAUGACUCGAGGUACUACGAGAGUUCUAACACCUGUUCUUCUCAGCCUGAGAGUGCUCCCACUAGCCCCGUAUCUCCUUAUAGAUACCAAAAGCCCUUCGUGCCAGGACCUGCUACCACUUCAUAUCAUUCCCAUGGAUCCAUCGUUUCUUCUUCAGCUUCACCACAGUCUCGCCAGCGUGGUUCUGAUACCGAGGGUCGUUUCCCGUCAUCGCCCAGUGACAUAUGCCACUCAGCUGACUUGAGACGGGCUGCCCUUUUACGAUCUGUCCAAAUGAGAGCGCAGCCUUUAGGGUUGGCUCAAUUUGAAAUGCAGCUUAGUCCCGGACAAGAGUCCGGUAAUAAUUUAGAACUUGAGGAACGGCCGUGUUCCUACUUGAAGCUCGAAGUUGAUGAGAGGGGAGACUAUCCUAUCACUGAAUCUACACCUUUGAGCAUGUCGGAGAGUGAAGACAAGAAGAAGUCUUGCGGGGCUCUCGGCGUGGAUAUGAAAGAGGACGAAUCUGCUGGCGAAUGAAUGAAAACAACGUUACCCAGUGGCACUUGGUGGUUGGCUUUUGAUAUGUUUCGUAAUCUUACCUGACAUAGAGAGAUCAAAGAAAUAGUCUCUUGCCUCAUUGAUAUAUGGCCACGUCGCAUGCCAGUUGGAUCAUCAUCGAUCCGCUUCAUUUCAGGUUAUGCUUCUGCAAGUACGAAAAUUUCUCAUCUAUGUUUUAUGAUCUCAGUCAUGGCGUAUUAACUAACAUAUUUUCUGGGAAUGAACCAACCAAAUUUGAUUCGGUCAUUGUAUGUGAUAAGAGAUGCAUCUUUUAAGCCAAGAGCAGAGUUGCGUGUACAUAUUCGCAUCUUCGCAGCUUUCCUGAUAUAAGCCCACAUUUAGUGGAUAAAUGUUAGUAUUAUGGUUUAUUUAGUUUCAGUUUUAACUUUAUUGUUAAUAAUUUGCAGUUGCAUUACCCUAUGAUUGGCUUCACGAAAUACCAUCCAUUCCUGUGUGUUUAGUUUGUUUUUAUAGACGUUGAAUUUGUAUCUAUACGGAAGCGUGAUUUAGAUAAGUAGUUAGAUAUGCUAAGAGGAUCACAAGUAGACUGGUGGUAGCUUUCGCGUUUUGUAUGUUGAACCUACAAGCCAAUAUGGAGAGAAGAGUUGAAGCAA